Mycena citricolor is the source of this 237-nucleotide messenger RNA. The record is from the annotation of a GenBank genome assembly. NCBI's taxonomy places the organism in Eukaryota, Fungi, Basidiomycota, Agaricomycetes, Agaricales, Mycenaceae.
CCGUCUCACGACCAGUGGGUCAAGCACUCCGAUGUUUUAGCUGACGACGCAGUGGCAGCGUUCUACCGCAGAUACCCGGGAAAGCCACGCGUCAUUGCAGCAGCUGUAUUCGACUCGCUACCCUUCAGGGACUCAUGGACCCCUAACCGUGCCUUGCUUCCAGGCGCCGCAAUCAAGAGGGGGGUGAUGUCAGGGGAACCCUGCUUUUGUCCAAUCAUCAUGGGAUCUUGCAUGUGA